Lindgomyces ingoldianus is the source of this 6720-nucleotide messenger RNA. RefSeq lists its product as uncharacterized. The record is from RefSeq and is a predicted model, not a curated record. Lineage: Eukaryota; Fungi; Ascomycota; Dothideomycetes; Pleosporales; Lindgomycetaceae. The coding region runs from base 144 to 6563 and encodes 2139 amino acids. The transcript is spliced from 8 exons.
AGCAAUGCGACGAUAGUAUUUGUUAUGACGAGCAAAAUAAUGAGCAGUAUCAUGAAAGUUGUCUCAUAAUUUCCUAAUUUCUUCUGAAUAUUCAGCUUUGUGCAUCGGCGUCACGUCGGCCAUAGUUUCGUUGACCAUCAGAAAUGGAUGCCUCCCGGCAGAGUGCUGCAAAGAACCUCAUAGACACGAUAAGUAGAGAGCAUACAUUAGGCGGGAGCCUAUUCGGAACAAGACUCGAGUUGCUCUUCAGCAACAACUUGAAAAUCCUCUCGGACCAGCUUUACGAAAGAUCGACCCACUUUCUCCUAGAGCUUAUUCAAAAUGCCGAUGACAACACCUACACCUGUGAACAUCCCACCUUGAGCUUUACAUACCGUCCAGGGAUUCUCCGCAUCGACUGUAACGAAGUAGGAUUUACUUCAGACAAUGUUAAAGCUAUCUGUGCGAUCAGCCAAAGCACCAAAAUUGAGCAGACGAGCUAUGACGAAUACAUUGGUGAGAAAGGCAUUGGCUUUAAAUCUGUCUUUAAGGCUGCGGACAUCGUAUGGAUUGCAUCGGGCCCCUAUACGUUUAAGUUCGACAAGAACCAACCACUAGGCAUGAUUACGCCAGUGUGGGCGGAAUUUCCGGAGCCGGCUCAAACAGGGCAGACGUCUUUCUAUCUCCAGUUCUCCAAAGACUACGAGGAGAAGGAUCUCAUCAAUGAAUUACUAACAUUCGACAACAAAUCUAUCAUAUUCCUCAGACGAAUUGAGAUCAUCAAUAUCCAGAUUACCUGCCGAGAUGGGCAGAUAUGGAAGAAAUCGGUUCAAAAGACCGAACGCUGGCAAUACGGCGACCGGGUAAUUAGUUUGGCUGUGGAUAAUUGUAACUUCAAAUACCAGAUACAAACUUAUAUCGUCAAAGACCUUCCUAGAGAGCACAGGCGUCCAAAUCGGCCACAAUCCAAAAUUUCGCUUGCUUUUCCAAUCGUAAACUUCUUACAGCAACCCAAUAUUCUUUAUCAGAGUGUGUAUGCUUUCUUACCAAUCAGGAAUUACGGUCUAAAGUUUCUCUUACAAGGCGAUUUUAUUCUCACGGCCAGCCGCGAGGAUAUUGAGAAUACUCCAUGGAAUCAUACACUUCGUGAUGCUGUGGCCGAGGCGUUUCUGUGUUCCAUUAACCACUUCAACCAAGGGGAGUUGAAGUACGUCUGGCCUGGUUAUCUCCCAUCACUUUCAAAAGCUGCUUCCAAUUUCUUUACGCCAGCAGUCGCAUCCAUCUUGACAAAGCUUCAAGAGAGCUGUGUCGUAGAGUCAUGUGCAGGAAUUUUAGUUGAGCCUUCAUCAGUGAAGUACGUAUCGUCGGAUGCAUUCACUGAUGAUGAAGGUAUACCAUUCACCCUAAGCCCACGAACCGCACCAAGGUACUUGUCGUCAAAAUACCCGAAAUGGGCCUUCGAAGCCAUGGCCGAUAUUGGCGUCUCUCAGCUAAAUUUCCAGGAGUUCUUGCAAGAUCUCAAAUUGAUAAUCGAUGAUAGUCCGGAAAACUUUCACAAGAGACCGGCGAGGUGGCACUCACAACUUGCAAAAACUCUUCUCGAACUUGGAACAAAUGCAGAACUGCUGCACAAAAUACAGGAUUUAUAUCUUAUUCCAUUACAUGAUGGUUCCUGGACUUCCAAUCAGGGACGUGAUAUUUUCUUUUCAAAAAAUGAAACACUUUUGGAGAUACCCAGCGGCAUUAAAGUGUCAACUGUGGACUCGAGCGUCGAAUCUGAUCCAAAUCGACGAAAACUCUUCAUGAGUCUCGGCGUCCGAGCCUGGGAGACACCGGAAAUCUGCCGCUUCAUUCUGAGAACACACGCGGCAUUGGACUUCGACCCUAAGGCCUUCACGCCAAGUCAGCUUAUCUCCCAUACCAUGUUCCUCUAUAAAGCGUCGUGGCAGCCACCGAAAAAGGCAGAUCUCUGGUUUGCCACCAAGCACGACGAUCGCUCUCUUGGAAGAAAACUGUACAUACCCGCUGCUCAUGCAGCCAACUCAGCCGCGGGGAGAUUAUUUGACCAACUUCAGAGGAAAUUUGCUGUCAUACACGCUGCUUAUCUCGAAAUUUCAUCUCCCUCUGAUUCAGACUGGGAGCCUUGGUUGGUUCGUAACUUUGGGUUGUCUACGGUUCCCCGCUUGAUCGACCCCCGUAUUGAGAGUCUGUUCGCCGAACAGGGAACCAGCGAGUGUACAGGAAGUGGUGUAAAUCCAUUACUGCGUGCCCCGGAUAUUGAAUGGAGCGAAUCCACUAUCUCGCUAAUCCAUUCGAGGGAUGUAAAUUGGGAGGAAGCACACAAUAAAUCAUCAAAACAGAAGCACGAGGCAUCUGUGCUAUCGGACGAAUUCGCCUUCAUGUUUCGGGAAUGCCAUAGCUCUGAUGUCCUUCAACUUCUGAAAGACAACUGGCAGCACUAUUCCAAGUGGAUCGUUGGUUUGCACAAAGACUGGCAAAAUAACGAUUUCCGUGCAUUAAGCGCUGAACUGAAGUACACACUGAGUGUACGUCGGGUGCACACUGCUAAAGGUCUCUUGCCGCUAAAAGAUACUGUCCUUCCUAUGAUCGACCCCGAACUUGAUGAAGAAUGCAACAUUCCAGCUCUGGCUAUCGAAAAACCUCAGGAUGCCGAAUGGGUAUUCUUGAGCUAUUUCGGUGUUCUAGUCAAAGCUGACAUCCAUUACUAUUUGCGAUGUCUAAUUGCCUUAUCAGAGGGUCACACACCGGAAGUUGACAAAGUAGCCUAUAUCUAUGAGCAGAUUCAAGCCAACUACAAAGGGAAUGAAGACAUCAUUAAUGCAGCAUUUAGCGAGAAAGCGAUUGUCUACGCAAUUCCCACAGCACGGAGUGCUAAUAAGCGUUCUCAGUGGAUGUCUAUGAGAGACUGUGUCUUGCGUGGAAUUCCUGUUGAGAAUUGUUAUCAGAGCAGUUCAUACCUUUUUCGGUGCCUCAUGUGCCCUUGGGGGGAUCCCAUCGCACCAUUGCUUGCAGCAGCAACAUCCAUUACAACUGCAACUAGAUUGGAAGACAUUACCCGUCUCUUCCGCGACAUCAGUAUUGCACUGAAAGACAUCAGUACCACCAAGUCUGCACAAUUACUUCGCUCUCUCCGAGAUCAUUCCAUCUUUCCAAUUACGACGAGUGGCCAAAUGCAGGGCUACGGCAACCUCCUCGGUGUGCAAGAUGUAUCUUGGUACAUCGCUGAUCAGCAUUUAAUUAGAGAAAGCUUUAUAGGGAAGUUGCCUCUACUAGCUGUGCCCGUCGAAGAACUUGUUGCACUAGAGGACUUCUUCCACGUAUUACGGCUGGAUGGCCGUAUAUUGUCGAAAUGUGCUACAAGUGAAACCAACCCAUCAGGACGAAUCGAAAUGCACCUGGUGUAUACAGCUUCUCUUCAGGCAAAAACUCGUUUUCUCAAAGCUUUGGUUCCGCAGCUACACUCUGACAGAGCUGCCAUAAACCGCCAGCUCAAUGAUCUGCGAGUCCAUGUUGCCACACAAGUAUCACAAGUCUUUGUGUUGGAACAGGAAGACACUGAAAUUUAUGGCAACCCUGUUCGGGGUCAAGUAGCCAUGUUGCGCAACGACAAUCAUAUUGAUUUCUUUCUAACAGAGGAAUCUAUAAAUGCGGAAUAUCCGCCCUUUGACUUGGUACGAGCCAUUGCUGAUAUCUGUGCUUUCAAAGAUCUAAGUCAUUAUUCACUACUGUUUGCCGUUCUAAGCAAUUAUAGUAUGGAGGGCAUAGCGGAAGCUUUUGCCCAACAGGGGUUGCAGGUUGAGGGAAUCAUCGUUGCUAACCCAAAGAAAUCUCGUAAACAACGGAAAGAUUUAUUCGCCAUGCCAUCCCCAUUUUCCAAGGAGGUGGCACGUGACCCUGGAGAAGGUCAAGGGAUAGUCGAAGCGACGAAGUAUGAUGGUUUUGGCCACAGAGUUGGCGUUGAGCAUAAAGAUAAUGAUAGACGUGCUCCGUUGAGAAAUUUUGCAGAAGACAAAGGCCAAGGCUAUGCGGAGAACGCAGUUGCAGGCCAUUUUGAUACACUCGCGGGAUGGGACCUCGUUCAGUAUCUUGGAGAACUUCUAGUGUCAAAACUACUUCAGAAACUUCUCGGGUCCAGCUAUUGGCCUGAAAGAGAUUGGACAAGCUGUUUUCGGCAUAACUCUGGUCACAAGCCAUUCGAAGGAGUGGGAACAUGUGCCCCAUUUAAAAUAGAAGAGUCAAAGGCCCGAGAUCUGAUGACAGCAUUCCUCAUGAAGCACGGGCAAUCUGAGACAUCAAACUGGGCAAACUUGCUUCAAGUGAACUCGCCGGUAUAUCAUUUUGAAGUGGCGGUAAGUACGGGGGGUCAAGCGGCAUUGUAUAUCGCCGAUGCGUCGCAAGUCGAAAGAAUACGCCAGUUCAAGAUGCAGACUGUCGGUGGUCAAAACAACAAGCACGUCGCCGUUCUAGUCAGGAUAAGUGACGUUCACUCUGAUGACCUGUCUUCGAUCCGCUUUAUCGUCGAUCCAUGGCGGUUCCUUGAGUCCGGGAGAAUCGUGCUACAAGGAGGUUGGCUCUUAAAGGCUUCAAUACAAGAAAACAGAACCGGAAAGAGACGUAAGGUCUCUACACCUAUUACUUGGGCCGAAUCAAUCCCUUCCCUGCAAAAUUCAUCUAUAAUUUCUACACCUUCAGAGACUCGGCACAAAGAGGCUUUCAUUUACCGAUCCUUAUACCCCGGACAAAUUCGUCUACUGUAUCUUGUCCCAGGUUGUGAUCAUGAUGACCUACGAGGCGCGAUAUUUCACAACCCCUGUCAAUAUGAUCAGGCUUACCAAGCGCUGUCAUAUGCAUGGGGAUCGACAGAGCGUACUGAGUUGCUGACCACGCCGGAGGGAGUUCUUCCUAUUACAAAAUCCUUGCACACAGCUUUACAACGUUUGAGGCACCAGACUGACGCUGUCAUUCUCUGGGUGGAUGCAAUAUGCAUCAACCAAGACGACAACACCGAAAAAGCACAACAAAUCCGGUUAUUGCCAAAGAUCUUCCAGAUGGCAUUAUGUACGUAUGUAUUUCUGGAAGAUAGCAGAGACGCCAAUGCUGCCAUAGACAUGUUGAUGCAGAUUCUGAACGAAGACAACUAUGGUACUAGAUGUUUGCAGGCAACACAUGAACCGGAAUCGAGAGAGCCAGACCGUGAAAGCGGAUCUGACGGGACCUCAGUUGAGAUGUGGGACGCUGAAGAGAAAGAUAGCGAUGGUACGACAAGCACGACUCCCUCACAUCAAUCGCCUGAGAAUUUGCCUUCUGUUGUAGCGACUUGGGACAAAAGAUCCGCAUCUCUUCUGGAAUAUCCCAUUUGGACCUCCAUUCAGGGCUUCUUUGAGCUUCCGUGGUUUCGCAGGGUUUGGGUUAUUCAAGAGAUUGCCGUGUCGCGCGCUGUGAAGAUCGUAUGUGGUAAGUGGACGAUUGACUGGGAAGAUUUAUAUCAUGCUACGGAUAUCAUUGAUCGCAAACUGCAAACUUCCCACAGCCCCUGCUUGAAUCUGCUACGGAAGAGCUGGGAACCCUUCCAGUCCAUAGCGGCACUGAGGGAGUGGGAAACAAGACGGUAUCGCUGGACACUUCUUAUGCUUCUCGAGAAGUUUCGAAAUGCAGAGUCAACUUACAAACGGGAUCGUCUAUUCGCAUUAAUAGGAUUAGCAUCUGAUGGCAACGAGGAUUCAUUUAAGCCAAACUAUGAUUGUCCAUUAGAGACUAUCGUUUUGAGCUAUGCUCACGGCUUCAUUCUUCAGGGCAGAGCCAUGCAACUACUCUACAGUGCUGGCCUCAACGGGCAGUGCUCGCGUUUUCCAAGCUGGAUUCCCGACUGGACUGUCAACAUACCAACUGGUCUUCAUGAACUAAGUGACGGUGGCAGGUCAUUUUCAGCUGGCGGAUCGUAUGACGUCAAAGUCAAAUGGUAUCCUCAUACCGAUGAGCUGACGUUAGAAGGAUUUGCUGUGGAUUCCAUCCAAUCAAUAAGCAAAUCGUCGAACCUAGAACAAGAAUGGAAGACUUAUUUCAAUGAGGUUGACACAAUGGUAGACUCUUUGGCAUUGAGCCCAACCGGAGAUUUGCAAGACAACCUGAAGUGGAAGGUACCAAUUGCUGGAGUAUUACAUGCCAAAGUAGUCGUAUCUGGAGGUCUCGAUCUGCGCUCGUCAUACAAAGCUUUCAGACAGUAUUUUAGCAGACAGUCAUGGGCCGUGGAGGACAACUACCACAACGGUUUAGAUCCACUACGAACGGAAAGCAUGAAUUACAUGAACGCACUUCAGGGUGCCAUUGUGGGGUGGAGGUAUGUGAUUACCCAACGGGGCUACGUUGGCAUCGUACCGGGACUUACUGAAGUUGGCGACACUGUUUUAAUUUUCAAGGGAGGUCGGGUCCCUUUCCUAGUGCGAAAGAGCAUGGAACGACCCCAAGCUUAUCGCCUAGUUGGACAAUGUUAUAUCCAUGGUAUCAUGAAUGGCGAAGUAUUGUCCGAACUAGAGACUCUUGGGAACGAAUUCCGACUUCAUUGAGCAUUAAAGUCAAUAUGAAGUGAUAAAAGUAUACAGUUAGACCCCAGAUGGCUGUAAAGCAGACCGGGUAACCUGUUGGAUCGGAUAGCCUGUUGAGUUGGACAUCGUGUUGAAUUAGAUAAUGCUUGUUAUCAGACAGCCAGAUUAUUUGAAUGGC